Molecule: messenger RNA, 1402 nt
Organism: Equus caballus (horse)
Lineage: Eukaryota; Metazoa; Chordata; Mammalia; Perissodactyla; Equidae
Source: RefSeq, a predicted model, not a curated record
CUCUGUCGUCCUGCGCCGCUGCUCCUUCUUUCCCGUCUUGUUUCUGAGGCCUCGGACCUGCGAGGAAGCACAUUUACAUUUGACGUCGGUUUUACAACCAGAGGAACAAAUAAUCAUUUCAUUUCCAACCUUGCGUUUUCUUUUUCUCACAAUAGGCUUCCUCUUUGCGUGUUUGGAAGAGGACAAAAUAUUGGGAGUCUUGAAAUCCCAGGCUUCCGGGGAAUGGGAGAAGCCCUGCCGUCUGGUCCUGCAAUCCGGGGAUUUCCUUGGAAGCCAAGUGGACCUGAGAGUUCGAUUUACUCUCUCACGUUGCAGCCUGAUUUUUCCCCGCAGUAUGCACGCACACGCAUGCACACGCACAUACACACAUGUGCACACGCAUGCACACGCAGGCGCACACACACGGCUUUCUUCCCCUCCCACUCAGAAGGGUUCCUGCCGUCUGUACCGCGCCCGGCCCCUCGCAGCUCGUGGUUGGCGACACACAGGCCAGCGGUCAGAUGCAACUCAGAUGCAGCGUCCUGCCUCCUUCCUGCCCCUCGUUGCUCUGGUCAGGACUGCCCGGCGUGGGGGAAACUCAGGAGCGGAGAAACCGAGUCACAGAGAGAGGAUGGGAAAUUGUCUCCCGAGAGAACUCAGUUGCCUGAGAGACAAUCAGAAGAAGGUCAGGAAUAACGUGGGAAGGAGAGGGCAGGAAAUGACUACAUCGGAGGGAGAAAAUCAAGAUGGAGAUAAGAAAAGUAAAGAAGCUCCAUCCACUUCUGAUCAGGGCAACGAGACUAGCUGUGGUUCUGAAGAAGUGUCUUACUCCGUCAUUAACCACAGGAGGCCGUCUCUGAGCUCCAACGACGAUGGUUAUGAGAACGUUGAUCCCACCACAGAGAGAGUCAGACCCCUGAGAGAAGGGUCAGAAACAGAAUACACCCUUCUCAGGCUGACAUGCCUUACCAGGCCUUCCUCCUGCACCCCCGAGAAUGAUUACGAAGUCGUGCUUCCUCGCCAGCACCCUCAUACCUCAUCUUCUUCCAGCAACAGACACGACACAGAAUAGCUGCCUCCGGGGGAGUCUUUCUCUCCCAGCAUUCACAAAACAUUCAUUUCUGGCCAGAGUUUAGAAAUAAUAUCCUUCUACUAUAUUGCCUUGGGAAACUCUGAAACGUGGUGUCUCUGUGGUAUCAGUUGAAAUAGUGACAAAGUAUUCUACAUCAUUUUGUUUGUAAAAUUUGAGGACAUGGAGAUGGUGUGGAAAGCUUCCUAGGACAAUAAGCAUCCAGAGAUAUGUAACCUAGACUAUCCAGUUCCAAUCCUGCUCUCCAAAUUUCAAACGCCAGCAUCCCCACUCCUAAUUGUCUAUUUCAUUGUCAAGGUGUAAGCUACUCAAUAAAGAUGAAUGGAUAAAGAA